GUACAUUGAACAUCACCCAAAAUGUCUUUGCUCCCUGGGCAGAAUCCUGCAACUCGACAGGGCCUCACAGGAGCUGCCGGGUACCCGCCUCCACCAGGCUAUACCGCGGGAAAGGGUCGAGGUGCUGGUGGCUUCCACGUUGCCACUCGAGCGGAGUUCGCCGGACUCCCGCAGUUCCCACCCAUCGCUCCUGGCACUCUCGGGUCCCAUAGCAGGGCCUUCCAGAAAAGCAAGUUGGCUAGGGACUCGACGGCUGGGGGUGCCCAGCAUUCGAUCCACGGGAAGUGGGGAGCGCCUCCGCCAGGAUACAUCCCUGGACGCGGACGAGGGGCUACCGGGUUCACUGGAGGUGUUAGUCGUGAUGAUGCCAGUAGUAGCGAGAUAACGCCAAUACAAGAUGAGGAAAAUCAGGACUUGGGGGACAGCAACUUCGAUGAGUUCGCUGGGUACGGCGGCUCGCUCUUCCAGAAUACGGUGUAUGACGAAGACGAUAAGGAGGCUGAUGAGAUGUACGAGCAAGUCGAUGAGAGGCUCGAUGAGAAAAGGAAGAAGUGGCGAGAAGAACGAAUGCGCGAUGAACUUUUGAAGAUGAGAGACGAGCGUCCUACUAUAUCGCAGCAGCUAUUGCCCUUUAAGCGUGACCUUGCGAAGGUCUCCGCAGAGGAGUGGGAUGCUAUUCCGGAGGCUCAGGAGCAUUUGAAGACCAAGAAGCGGCGUCGUGAGACCCUGGCGGCAGCGUCAGACUCGAUGCUGCUGUCCGCCAGAAGUGCAGGAACGUUUGGGACGACAGAACAAAGUGGCGGCAUGUCGACGCCUAUGACGGGAAUGUCCACUCCUAUGGGUUUUGGUACGGGAGGCUUGUCAACUCCUAUCGGCAUGGGGUUAUCGACUCCAAUGGGCCUAGGCCUGUCCACUCCAAUGGGCUUCGGUGGUGGUCUUUCUACCCCUAUGGGCAUGUCAACGCCAUUAGGAAUGGGUGGUCUCGCUACCCCAAUGGGUGUUGGUGGCCUUAGUACUCCUAUGGGUAUGGCUACUCCCAUGGGGCUCUCCACUCCGCUGGGUCUCUCAACUCCUGCUGUUGGAGGGGGAGCGGCUGGCAGUGUGAAUGAAUUGGGCCAAGCCAAGGCUGCUGUUCUCGCUGUGCAGUUGGAUAAGCUGCAAGACUCCAUAACGGGCCAGUCAGUGAUGGACCCUAAGGGAUAUCUCACUGAUCUAGCUGCAGCAUCACGUAUUGGAGCCGCUGCUGGCGUUGGUGUGGAUACUGAUGUUAACGAAGUGAAGAAGGCCAGAUUGUUGUUCAAGUCGGUGACUCGUAGCAACCCUCAUCAUGCAGCGGGUUGGAUUGCAGCAGCUCGACUGGAGGAGAUGACGGGCAAUCUCGGGCAGGCUAGAGAGCUGGUGGCUAAGGGUGUGCAGCACUGUCCGAAGAGCGAGGACCUUUGGUUGGAGGCUGCGAGGCUUGAGAAGCCUGAGAACGCCAAGGCUGUGCUCGCCAAAGCAGUAAGAGAGCUUCCGAGGUCUACGAAGAUCUGGAUCGACGCUGCUAAUCGCGAGACUUCGGUUGGGGCCAAGAGGCAAGUGCUGCGGAAGGCCCUGGAAAAGGUCCCUUCGAGUGUGCAGUUGUGGAAGAUGGCGGUGUCUUUGGAGAAGCCAGCUGAUGCUAAGAUACUUCUAAGACGGGCCACUGAGUGCUGCCCUAAGAGUGAAGAGUUGUGGCUGGCGUUGGCAAGACUUAGUGAAUAUCAUGAGGCUCAGAAGGUGUUGAAUCAAGCUCGCAAGAACGUCCCUACUAGUGCACUCAUUUGGGUCACUGCGGCUCGGCUGCAAGAGAGUAGUGGUAACACGUCGGGGAUUAGGAAGAUCAUACAACGAGCCAUGGACUCUCUGAGGGCUAAUGGAGUGAAGAUUGAUAGGCGUCAGUGGCUGCAGAUGGCCGAGGACUCGGAGAAUCUGGGUUAUACCGCUACUACUGAUGCCCUGGUGGAUCUCACUAUUGACACCAACAUGGAUAUGACUGAUUCCAAGGCUUGCAAACGUGAAUGGGUGGCAGAUGCUGAUGCAGCCCUGUCGCGCCAUAGACCACACACAGCACGAGCACUUUAUGCUAGUGCUACGGCUAAGUUCCCGACUAAGAAGGGCCUUUGGAAGCGUUGGGCUCAGCUGGAAGCUAGGCAUGGCACUGCAGCCCAAAUGGACAAGGUCUUGGCAGCUGCUGUGGAAGCUUGCCCGUUGGCGCCGCAGUUGUGGUUGAUCUCGGCCAAGCAGAAAUGGCUGCGUGGCGACGUCGAUGGAGCUAGAGCUAUUCUACAGCAGGCAGCUCAGGCUGUCGGGUCUAGCAGUGAAGACGUUCAUCUGGCUGCAGCUAAGAUUGAGGUCAGCAAUGGGGAAAUACAACGGGCUAGGCAGUUGCUGGCUGCAGCUCGGAGGCAAGCUGAGUUCUCGAAGGAACCUUGUGAACGUAUAUGGAUGCAAAGCAUUCAAGUUGAGAGGGAGUCGGGCCAUACAAAUCAGGCUCUGGCCUUGUGUAAGGACGCGAUCGUACAGUACCCACAUUUUGCUAAGCUGUAUAUGAUUGGAGCUCAUAUUAAUAUGGAAAGUGGUGAUUUGAAAGAGGCGGAGCGAUGGUCUUCGGAUGGUCUCGAGAAGUGUCCCCGCAGUGUUCAUCUGUGGAUAGUAGCUGCUGAUGUGGCCGCCAAGAUGAACAAGUUACCCUUGGCACGCAGUAUACUGGAGCGUGGCCGUCUGCGGAACUCCACCAUCACGGAAGCUGCGGGUGCGGUGGGAGCUGCUCAGGCGACGUUGGGGGCGGCAGCGAAGCAACAUCCUCAUCUCGAUGAGCUCUGGUUGAAGUCUAUCGAACUGGAGGACACGCGUGCUCAGGCUCGUCAUAUGCUGAAUAGGGCACUGCAACAGUGCCCGAGGUCGGGACUACUGUGGGCCAAGGCUGUGGAGUUGGAACCUAAGGAGACUCGCCACGCUAAGACGGUUGAUGCAUUGAAGCACUGUGAGAACGACGUACAUGCGGUGAUGGCAGUGGCGAAGUUCUUCUGGAAGGAUAAGGGGAUGAUUGCGAAGGCUCGGAAAUGGUAUCAAAAUGCUACUAGUAUAAGCUCUAACAAUGGUGACCUAUGGGGAGAGUUUUUCGCCUUUGAGUUGGCGGAAGGCGAUGCGACGACUCAGACUAAGGUGGCGAGAGCCUAUGCUCGGCUACAGCAUGAGCAGCAGAUCAACCGGGGUCUUAAGUGGAAUGCUAUACAGAAGCUGGUUCCUAACUGGCAUCUCACUGCGACUGAGCGGAUGAAGGCGUUCUUGACCGAGCAUUUCCCUGAGGUUUUGGAGAAGCUUGAUGACAGUGAAGAGGUGCUGACUGCGCUGGCAAGUGGUGCAAGUCGCUUCAAGGUGGCAACAGGUGGUAGCGAGAUUAAGGCGAAGGCUGGUGACGAUGCCGCGGGUAGCGAGGCCUCGGAGGAGCCCGUGAAUGAUAUACGGAACACUAAGAUGGAAUGAUCAUUGCAGUCGAGGGAGGAGGCACCUUAUCAUUAUUAGUGAAGGCUACUAGAUAGUUAUA
This is a messenger RNA of Perkinsus marinus ATCC 50983, 3568 nucleotides long. RefSeq names its product pre-mRNA splicing factor, putative. Gene Ontology annotation, biological process: spliceosomal tri-snRNP complex assembly; mRNA splicing, via spliceosome. The coding region runs from base 22 to 3507 and encodes 1161 amino acids. Gene Ontology annotation, molecular function: protein binding. Lineage: Eukaryota; Perkinsozoa; Perkinsida; Perkinsidae. The record is from RefSeq and is a predicted model, not a curated record. Gene Ontology annotation, cellular component: U4/U6 x U5 tri-snRNP complex; catalytic step 2 spliceosome. The transcript is spliced from 16 exons.